Messenger RNA from Leptonychotes weddellii (Weddell seal), 2370 nucleotides. It is a transcript of the gene ZFP36L1, whose product is annotated as ZFP36 like 1 zinc finger CCCH-type. The record is from RefSeq and is a predicted model, not a curated record. Gene Ontology annotation, molecular function: metal ion binding; mRNA binding. Lineage: Eukaryota; Metazoa; Chordata; Mammalia; Carnivora; Phocidae.
UGUAUGUGUGUGUGCCCCCUAGUUCAGAGCGCGCGUGGAAAGUUGUGCGUUAAUGAUUUUUUUUUUUUAAUUGGUGGGGGGGCGGACUGGAAAGGGCAUUCAUGAGGGUUCGGGUUUUCUUUAUGAAAAACUUUAAGGUGGGACGCGUGAAAUAAAUCCCACUCCCAGGCCUGUUAAACGAACAAGCAAUCGGGCCGGGCGGUGGUCUUUUUCGCGCCCCCCCCCCCCCCCCGUCCGGCUGCAAAGCGCAGGAGAGUGUAGGCGCGUGCGGCGCGCGAAAUCGUGCUGCGCUCGCCCCGCCGGGCCGGGUCCUCCCCGGAGAAAAAGUCUCCCUGGAGUUUCCCCCACCACUCUACGUCCGCCACGUCCUGCUGAAAAAAAAAACAAAACAAAAACCCGAAACCCCUAGACCUGAAUGCUUUGUGCGUCCCAAAUUCCCGAUCUCUUGGCCCUGCCCGGUUGCGGAAGGCAGCCGAAUGAGGACGAGAACUCGGGAAAAGAGUUAAGUUGUGGGGGGCACUUGGAGAAGUUUCAGGGGAGAUCUGCUCAAGAUGGAAACCGCAGCCCGGGCGCUAAGGACGGGCUUCUGCUCCCGCUUGCAAAAAGAGAAAGUCGAGCCCGCCUUCCUGCCCGACAAAAAAACAACAACACAACAACAAGAACCCCGAAGAGGGAGGAAUGAAUGAUGUCACAGAGCCGCGCUCGCAGCCUGACAAAGGGGGGGCGCGCCCCUCCCCCUCGCGCCGCUCGGCCCCAGAGAGAGGCGCCCCAAGCGCCGGGUAGCCGAGCGCGCGGACUCGAAACUUUUCCUCUUUAAGAAAAAAAAGUUGUGCGCUGCUCUCAGUUGGUUUUUUUUUUCUUCUUCUUCGGCUUCUUUCCUCGUUUCCCCUCCCCCUUCUUCCUUUUGAAAGUUUCUUUUUUUUUCCUCCGAGUUUGACCGCAUGGCUGAUUCAACUUCAGUGUCAAUCAACUUUUUUUCCCUCCUCUUCCUCAUUUAAAUAAGUUUAAAGCUCCUCCUCCCCCGGCCCACCAAAUCUGAACUUUAUAAAUUGGGCUUCGCGCGCUGCGGCCGAGGAGAGUCAGAAAGGCGAGGGGCGCCGGGAGCAGGCGUGUGGGACUCCAGACCGGAGAGCCGGAGGCUGCGCCUUCCCCGCAUCGAGACCUUCGCGACACACCAGAUCCCCGUCCCUGCCCCGUGCGAGCGCCCAGGAUGACCACCACCCUCGUGUCUGCCACCAUCUUCGACUUGAGCGAAGUUUUAUGCAAGGGUAACAAGAUGCUCAACUACAGUACUCCCAGUGCAGGGGGCUGCCUGCUGGACAGGAAGGCGGUGGGCACCCCUGCCGGUGGGGGCUUCCCCCGGAGGCACUCGGUCACCCUGCCCAGCUCCAAGUUCCACCAGAACCAGCUCCUCAGCAGCCUCAAGGGCGAGCCGGCCCCAGCUCUGAGCUCUCGCGACAGCCGUUUCCGAGACCGCUCUUUCUCCGAAGGGGGCGAGCGGCUGCUGCCCACCCAGAAGCAGCCGGGGAGCGGCCAGGUCAACUCCAGCCGCUACAAGACGGAGCUGUGCCGGCCCUUCGAGGAGAACGGCGCCUGUAAGUACGGGGACAAGUGCCAGUUCGCGCAUGGCAUCCACGAGCUCCGAAGUCUGACCCGUCACCCCAAGUACAAGACGGAGCUGUGCCGCACCUUCCACACCAUCGGCUUUUGCCCAUAUGGGCCCCGCUGCCACUUCAUCCACAACGCCGAGGAGCGCCGCGCCCUGGCCGGGGCCCGGGACCUCUCCGCCGACCGUCCCCGCCUCCAGCAUAGCUUUAGCUUUGCGGGGUUUCCCAGUGCCGCUGCCACCGCCGCUGCCUCGGGGCUGCUGGACAGCCCCACGUCCAUCACCCCACCCCCCAUCCUGAGCGCCGAUGACCUCCUGGGCUCACCCACCCUGCCAGAUGGCACCAAUAACCCCUUCGCCUUCUCCAGCCAGGAGCUGGCGAGCCUCUUUGCCCCUAGCAUGGGGCUGCCUGGGGGUGGCUCCCCAACCACCUUCCUCUUCCGGCCCAUGUCCGAGUCCCCUCACAUGUUUGACUCUCCCCCCAGCCCUCAGGAUUCGCUCUCGGACCAGGAGGGCUAUCUGAGCAGCUCCAGCAGUAGCCACAGUGGCUCUGAUUCCCCCACCUUGGACAACUCAAGACGCCUGCCCAUUUUCAGCAGACUUUCCAUCUCAGAUGACUAAACCAGGGUAGGGAGGGACCCCCUGCCUACUCCACCCCUCCCAUCCUUACCCUCAUCUCCCUACCCAUCUGAUUCCCGACAACCCCUGCAUUAACAAGGUUAAGCUCAACCCCUUUCCCCCAGAACCUUGGAAUGCCCCCUCCC